Molecule: messenger RNA, 2974 nt
Organism: Falco peregrinus (peregrine falcon)
Lineage: Eukaryota; Metazoa; Chordata; Aves; Falconiformes; Falconidae
Gene: GGH
Product: gamma-glutamyl hydrolase
Exons: 9
Coding region: 64-1047 (327 amino acids)
Biological process (GO): tetrahydrofolylpolyglutamate metabolic process
Cellular component (GO): vacuole
Molecular function (GO): gamma-glutamyl-peptidase activity
Source: RefSeq, a predicted model, not a curated record
CGGCGCGGCGCAGCGGCGGGGCGGGCGGGCGGCGAGCGCUGACGGGCAGCGGGCGACGUGGCCAUGGGGCGCCGCGCAGGGCUGCCUCCCCUCCCGGCCGCCACCCUCCUCCUCCUCCUCCUCCUGCCCCGCUGCGCCGCCGCAGCCGCCCUCGUGCUGCGCGGCCGCCGGGCGGGGGGCAACGAGAGGCCCAUCAUCGGGAUAUUGUCACAGGAAUGUCACUUUGAGAAGUUCCACAAAUUUGGAAGCUCUUAUAUUGCAGCUUCCUAUGUGAAGUUUUUGGAAUCUGCCGGUGCCCGAGUUGUGCCAAUAAGAUUAAAUCUUUCAGAUGAAGAAUAUGAUAAAAUAUUCCACUCUAUUAAUGGGGUACUUUUUCCAGGAGGUGGUGUGGAUCUUAAGACUUCAGAAUAUUCCAGGGUUGCUAAGAUAUUUUACCACAAGGCAUUAGAGGCUAAUGACAAUGGUGAUUAUUUCCCAGUAUGGGGAACGUGUCUUGGACAUGAAGAGCUUACAUAUCUCACAAGUGGCGAAGUUUUACUUGUUAACACCAAGACAAAUGGUUUUGCACUCCCGCUGAACUUUACCUCAGCUGCAAAAGACAGCAGAUUAUUCAAGAACUUCCCUGACGAUGUAUUACAUGCAUUUGCUACUGAGCCAUUGACAUCAAACUUUCAUAUGUGGAGCCUCUCCAUGGAGAAUUUCACAAAGAAUGAAAAGCUUCAUAGUUUCUAUAAUGUUCUGACCACUAACACCGACAAUGAAGUGGAGUUUAUAUCUACCAUGGAAGCAUACAAAUAUCCAAUUUAUGGUGUCCAGUGGCAUCCAGAGAAAAGUCCUUUUGAGUGGAAGAAUUCACCAGGCAUUCCACAUUCCCCAGCAGCUGUAAAAGCAGCAUAUUAUAUAGCUGACUUCUUUGUUAAUGAAGCCCGGAAGAGCCUGCACCAUUUCACCAGUGAAGAUGAGGAAACAAAAGAAUUGAUUUAUAAUUAUAUUCCAGUUUAUACAGGAACAUUUUCUUCAUUUCAACAAAUCUAUUUUUUUGAUUGAGUAUCGUGUCAAAGGUGCAGUGUUACUAUCUAUAAAUGGAAUUAUUUGCCAAUAUUGCGUAAUUAAGCUGAUAUAGUGCACUGCAUGUGACAGAAAGCCAGAAUAGUUCUCUUCCUUUACAAUGAUUUAUCCUGUGUUUCUUGUGUACUGUUCUUCUGUACUGUUGGACCAUUAAUAUAAAAAUUUACAUUCAAUAAUAUAAUAAUUGUCUUAGAUUGCACUUAAAUGCAAGCUAAAGAAAAGUACAUUUUUCUUCGAGGGAAGAGGUCUUGUUUAUGUUUAUAAACUUGGAAGUAAUCAAGCUUAGUACAAGGGAAAAAACACAGUGUUCUUAUUUUUUAAAAUAUGAGAGUUAUCUUUGUAAAAUGUUGUGGACUAUGGUAGCACUGAGGGCUUAGAUACAUUGCUUAGUAAAAUCCUGUCAUUUUCAAAUCAUAUUUAACAAAUGAGACUCUUGGGUUUGUUGUAAAUGUGUGUAUGUAACCAAGUUCUUGACAGGGACUAUUUUGUUUGAAAAUUUGACCAAAAUAGUAAGGAAGCAUGAGAGCAAAGAGACAUUUUUGUCUAAAAGCACAUGUGUUAUCCCAUUUGUGAAACUGUUUCUCUUUUAAGUUCAGCAUUGUUUGGAGUGCUUAUGCCUUGUGAAGUCCACGUAAAUACAAGCAUGCAGCGUAAACUAGGCAUUGCAAGUAUCAGGUAAAAUAAGAAAAUUUGGAGGGCAUAGUUAAGUGCUGAUUCCAUUCUCUAUUAUCUUCAUAUUUGGUUUUAUAUAUCCUCCAAGAAUCCCUCUGAGAGUAGCCCAAGCCAAAAGGCAGAUACGAGAUGCAAACAUCCAGUUCUUUGUAUUUAAAGGAAUGUAAGCUUAGUUUUUUCUUUACAUAGUCUGACUUUCUGUAUCUACUGGAUAGAAUUCUCAUUUUGAGUCAAGAGGUAGUUUGUCAUCAACUUAGUAAAGACAGUAGUUUCUUUCUGUCCUGUUGAAUAGUUUAAUGCAGCUAGAAUUAGAACAGCAGAUGAAUGUAUAUGAAAAACCUGUUAAUGUUGACAUAAUGUGGUAACAGCAGUUGCAUUCAAUACACUGUGAUAACUUUUUUUUUUCAUCUUUGGUUUGCUGCACACAGUGAAAAUUUUGUUUUGUGUGAUGUCCAAACUAAGAUGAGACAAUCAAAUAUAACUCUACUGUAUCGCACAGCUUCCAAACUCUGUUAACAUCAAUAGGGAUUUGGAUUUUAUGAAGAAUUCAGGUUUAUACCUCAGCUUUGUGUUAUAGUAACUUACACUCUCAAGUACCAUAUCUGAAUAAAGCUGGUACAUUUCUCAGGUUUUUGAAGUAAAAGACUCUCUAACUUGUUCUUUAUCAUGGAACAACUACGUAACUAUAAGGAAACAUUAACUGUGACUACCAGAAAUACGCUACCAGGUAAUUACAAAUUAAAUGUGAUAUUGCAGAUUAUUUCUACAUUUGUCACAUCAGCCAAAUUCAGUAAAUGGAACUCGCUUUUAACAUAGGUGACUUCAUAACGCUAACUUUAUUAGCUGAUGGAUGAGUAGAACCAGGUGUAAGAAGAGAAUUAUGCUCUACAGUUGCAUAUAAAUGUAGCAGCUAAGAUACAAACCAAGACUAGUCUUCUACUUCUUGUUCAGGCUGUUUCUUCAGAAUAGCUCUAAGAAUUUUCCUAAGUAAGGAGGGCAGGAUUAAGCCUUAAAAACAGGGGUCAGUCUUGCAAGUGAAAUGUCUUUUAACUGCAAUGGUGGCAAUUAGUUCCUAAAUGUGUAAUUACAAGUAAUACUGUGUAAUAUGAUGGGAGAGCAGUGUGUAUAUUGUGAAUCUGUAUGUGUCUUUCCUUUACAUCCUUAAUCUUGCAAAGCCUUAUUUGAUGGUGUCCAUGAAUUUCUAUGAUACAUGAAAUAAAUUUUUAUUCAGGCA